This is a messenger RNA of Armigeres subalbatus, 2152 nucleotides long. RefSeq lists its product as uncharacterized. Gene Ontology annotation, biological process: mitotic cell cycle; microtubule-based movement. Gene Ontology annotation, molecular function: ATP binding; microtubule motor activity; microtubule binding. Gene Ontology annotation, cellular component: microtubule. The record is from RefSeq and is a predicted model, not a curated record. Lineage: Eukaryota; Metazoa; Arthropoda; Insecta; Diptera; Culicidae.
GAUGGACGGUUUUUUCGGUUGGCUCAGUUUAAAAAUAUCCCGCAAAGUAAAAGGAGUGAAUUUUUGUUGUGUUUUGUGCGGUUUAAUUUCGCGAUUUCAUGAAGAAUAAUAAUUUGUAGUGGAAACAUUAAAAUAUUAGUAAAUUGUGCAGUGAAUAUUUCGUUUUAAAUUCGGUUGACAAACGCGAAUCGAUGAUUGUGUUUGAGAAUUUGAAAAGCGUCGCAACGUUGGGGCCAAAAUAAAGUGUUUCUGUUGGGAAGGGAUAUAAAAAAAAUGUGCGUUGCCGGUUGAGGAAAAAACGGUUCUUUGUUUAAAGUGCAGAAAACAAAAACGUGAUCUCCAUUGUUGAAGAAACAGGUGCUCGGCAUAGUGUUCGUUUGGGGGAAAAUCCGUGCAAGUUUGUGGUUUUAGUUCGGGUGCAAGUGCAACGAUGGCCGAUAAUAUCACGGUCUCGAUCAAGGUCCGACCGUUGAUCAAACGGGAGAAGGAAAGUAAACAAUCGUCGCACUGGCGGAUCCGGGGAAAUACCAUCAGCCCCGUCGAAGGAAAUGGGGAUCCAUUUGUGUUUGAUCACAUCUUUGACGAAACCGUUCCGACACGGGAGUUGUUCGAGAAGGUGUGUCGUCCCAUCAUAUUGUCUACGCUCAAUGGAAUAAACGGUACUAUCUUUGCCUACGGGCAAACGUCCUCCGGAAAGACCUAUACGAUGAUGGGCGAGGGCCAGGAACCGGGGGUUGUCCCUCUGGCGGCUGGCGAAAUAUUCAAGGAGAUGGAAAACAUAAAAGAUCGCCAGUUCUUGAUCAGGGUUGGCUUCAUCGAGAUCUACAACGAAAAGUUUUUGAUCUGCUGGACAAGAGCAAUUUGUAUGCUCAAGAUCUUCGAAACUCAAUAUGGGGAUGUGUCUUUAAACAUAAAGGAAUUUAUUACCAAUUGUCCGGAACAGAUAAUGCAAUAUUUGGAGGAAGGCAAUAAAAUGCGAAAAAUUGGCGAUACAAACAUGAACGAACGGUCCAGUCGAUCGCACACCAUAUUUCGAAUAACGAUCGAGUCACGCUUGAUCGAUCGAAAAGAAGGAGACGAGAAUGACGCGGUACAGAGCAGCACGCUGAACCUUGUGGAUCUGGCAGGAAGCGAAAGAGCAAACCAGACCGGAACGAGUGGAUCGCGCUUCAUAGAAGGUGCUCACAUCAAUAAAAGCUUACUUUCUCUGAGUUGUGUCAUCCAGAAGCUCAGUGAAAAUGCGGAGAGUGCUGACAACCUCAAGUAUAUCAAUUACAGGGACUCUAAGUUAACGCGAAUAUUGCAAGCAUCCCUGGGAGGAAAUGCCGUCACCACUAUGAUCUGCAACAUCACGCCCGCCGCCCUUGACGAAAGCUACUACACGCUGAGCUUCGCCAUGCGGGCCAAAACAAUAAAAAACAAACCCAAAGUGAACGAAGUCCUGUCGGAUUCGGUCAUGAUGAAACGUUUGGAACGUGAAAUCAAACGUCUUCAGGAACAACUGAAAUCCGAGCAGAACAAAAACAGUAACAUCAAAACCCUCCAACUGCAAAACGAAAUCACGAUGCGGGCCAACCAGAUCAUCAACUCCCAAAACUACAUCAAAUUCGAUAAAUCUCGCCGUCGAACCUGGUGCCCUUCGGCCACUUCUAGCAUUUCUAAACCGAUCGUCUAUGUAGAACCAUCCCAAGCGGACUCUCACCUAAUGCCUCCGCCGCCACCAUUACUGGCCAGACCCAGCUCGUACUCGGGCAAUCAGACGAACUCGUCCAUCGAAUCGUCGGCGGAACGGUCUCCACCCUACGACCGGAGUUGGCCAACUGCGAUAGCAAUCCAGGUGGUUGGCCCGAAAGCGAGUUGGCCGACUUCGACGAGCGAUCGCCGGAGAGCCUGGCGCGGAAAUUCACACCCCGGCACGCUGAAAGCCAAACGGCGUUCACGCCGGUCGUCGACCGGGGAGACGCCGACCAACUUUAUCGAUUACGAGAAACGAUGUAGAGAGCUGGAAGAGGAACUGCAAGAAUUGCAGGAGUUCACCAAUCUGGAGAAGAACCUGGACUUGGCCGAUAUCAAGCGAAAACUACAAACCGGAGCGGACAAUCGGGCCGAACAGCGCUACAAAGAGGAACAGGAUAGCCUGGAGGAGCGGUAG